Molecule: messenger RNA, 1359 nt
Organism: Phodopus roborovskii (desert hamster)
Lineage: Eukaryota; Metazoa; Chordata; Mammalia; Rodentia; Cricetidae
Gene: Spo11
Product: SPO11 initiator of meiotic double stranded breaks
Exons: 12
Coding region: 210-1160 (316 amino acids)
Biological process (GO): meiotic DNA double-strand break processing; meiotic DNA double-strand break formation; reciprocal meiotic recombination
Cellular component (GO): nuclear chromosome
Molecular function (GO): DNA binding; DNA topoisomerase type II (double strand cut, ATP-hydrolyzing) activity; ATP binding
Source: RefSeq, a predicted model, not a curated record
GUUACACAGAGAAACCCUGUCUUGGGGAAAACAAAAGUUGUAUUGAUCUGGGAAAUGUUACUUGCUAUAAAAUUAAAUCACAGUGUGUUUAUUGUUUCAGUUCUGAGGUUCUUACAUCUAUAGAAAACAUUAUCCAAGACAUAGUCAAAAGCUUGGCAAGAAAUGAAGUGCCUGCCUUCACAAUAGACGACAGAUCGCGCUGGGAAAACAUGAUGUUUGAAGAUUCUGUCGGCCUUCAGAUGAUACCUCAGUGUAGCACAAGAAAAAUCAGAAGUGAUUCACCAAAAUCAAUUAAAAAAUUUGCUCUGAUUCUGAAAAUAUUGUCCAUGAUUUAUAAACUAGUACAGACCAACACUUAUGCAACCAAGAGAGACAUAUACUACACUGACAGCCAGCUCUUUGGGAAUCAGACUUCAGUGGACAAUAUUGUAGAUGACAUUUCCUGCAUGCUGAAAGUACCCAGGAGGAGCCUGCAUGUGUUAUCAACAUCCAAGGGGUUGAUUGCUGGCAACUUGAGAUACAUGGAGGAAGAUGGUACCCGAGUGCAGUGUGCCUGUAGUGCCACGGCUACUGCUGUGCCUUCUAACAUCCAAGGGAUCCGGAAUCUGAUCACAGAUGCGAAGUUCCUGUUGAUAGUAGAGAAGGAUGCAACCUUUCAACGGCUCCUGGACGACAACUUCUGCAGCAGAAUGUCCCCAUGUAUCAUGGUCACGGGAAAGGGCAUUCCAGAUCUGAACACAAGGCUCCUGGUGAAGAAGCUGUGGGACACGUUUCAUAUUCCUGUUUUCACAUUGGUAGAUGCUGAUCCCCAUGGCAUCGAGAUCAUGUGCAUCUAUAAGUACGGAUCCAUGUCCAUGUCUUUCGAAGCCCACAGCCUCACUGUCCCAGCUGUCAGAUGGCUUGGUCUCCUCCCUUCUGAUAUUAAAAGGUUAAAUAUACCUAAGGGUAGUUUGAUUCCACUGACAAAGCGUGACCAGAUGAAACUGGACAGUAUCCUGAGGAGGCCUUACAUUACCUACCAGCCCUUCUGGAGAAAGGAGCUGGAAAUGAUGGCAGACUCUAAGAUGAAGGCGGAGAUCCAAGCUUUGACCUUCCUAUCGGCAGACUACCUUUCCAGAGUGUACUUACCCAACAAGCUGAGGUUUGGAGGAUGGAUUUAAGAUCACAGUCGGGUGGUGUGUACGUACCAGGGCUUUCACCAGCUUGUUUGAACUGCAAACACUGGAUGAAGGAGUACAUUAAUAUGUUUGUCAGAACAAACUCCAUAAUGCUCUUUACAAUGUUUGAUCUUCUGUAAAGACAGACUCUUAUUCUAUGUUCUAGAGUGAUUAUAAAGUAACUUAUUUAAUUUUCAAAUUU